This is a messenger RNA of Boleophthalmus pectinirostris (great blue-spotted mudskipper), 2154 nucleotides long. RefSeq names its product dolichyl-phosphate (UDP-N-acetylglucosamine) N-acetylglucosaminephosphotransferase 1 (GlcNAc-1-P transferase) (gene dpagt1). NCBI's taxonomy places the organism in Eukaryota, Metazoa, Chordata, Actinopteri, Gobiiformes, Gobiidae. The record is from RefSeq and is a predicted model, not a curated record. Gene Ontology annotation, biological process: protein N-linked glycosylation; dolichol-linked oligosaccharide biosynthetic process. The transcript is spliced from 9 exons. Gene Ontology annotation, molecular function: UDP-N-acetylglucosamine-dolichyl-phosphate N-acetylglucosaminephosphotransferase activity. The coding region runs from base 293 to 1525 and encodes 410 amino acids. Gene Ontology annotation, cellular component: membrane.
GGAAGCGUGUCUUCUUCUGCGUUUCUAUGCUCAGUGUUGUCAUACGUGGAGUUAAGCGCUUCAGAAAAUGGAUAAAGGUGACAAUAAAAUACGAUGAAAGAUGAUUUGGCAGGUGUGUGGAUUGCUGGAUUUGGUCUUCUGCUACACGGAAUCUGAGGACUCUUUCUUGUUGUAAACUAUGUCCGUGACAUGUAAUUUGCACUACAAAAUCGAUUGAAACUUGGGGCAGCGUCGUCAUAGUAGUAGUCUGAAAGGAGAUUUCAGCUGUCAUAGAGGUAGACAAGAGAACAAAAUGCUGGGAAAUAUGGCUCCUUUGCCAGUUUUACCCCUGGUGAUAAACUGUUGUAUGUCGAUGUUUGGCUGUUUGGCCACCAUCAAACUAAUUCCUGCUUUCAGAGAACAUUUCAUAUCAGCUAGGUUAUAUGGAAUGGACCUUAACAAAACAUCCAAAAAGGAAGUCCCAGAGUCCCAGGGGGUAAUCAGUGGGACUGUCUUCUUGAUAAUCCUGUUCUGCUUCAUCCCAGUGCCUUUUCUUAGCUGCUUUGUUGGAGAUCAGUGUAUGGGCUUCCCCCACAAUGAGUUUGUCCAACUGAUUGGUGCUCUUCUGGCCAUCUGCUGCAUGAUCUUCCUUGGUUUUGCUGAUGAUGUACUCAAUCUGCGAUGGAGACACAAACUCUUACUCCCAACAAUGGCAUCUUUGCCUCUACUCAUGGUUUAUUUUACCAACUUUGGCAACACAGUCAUUGUGGUACCUAAACCGUUUAGGGUUUUGCUUGGACUUCACUUAGACCUGGGAAUUCUCUACUACGUCUACAUGGGAAUGCUGGCAGUCUUCUGCACAAAUGCAAUCAACAUUUUAGCUGGAAUUAAUGGCAUUGAGUCAGGCCAAGCACUGUUCAUCUCGGGCUCCAUUAUUAUAUUUAACUUUUUGGAACUUGGUGGUGAUUACGGUGCAGAUCAUGUUUUUUCCUUGUACUUCAUGAUUCCAUUCUUUUUUACUACAUUAGGACUGUUUUAUCACAACUGGUAUCCUUCUUCAGUAUUUGUGGGAGACACUUUUUGUUAUUUUGCCGGAAUGACCUUUGCUGUUGUGGGAAUCCUGGGUCACUUUAGUAAAACAAUGCUGUUGUUUUUUAUUCCCCAAGUGGUAAACUUCAUAUACUCGCUUCCUCAACUUUUUCAUAUCAUCCCCUGUCCGAGACAUAGACUCCCCAGAUUAAAUCCAGACACAGGUAAACUUGGUAUGAGUUACUCUAAAUUUAAAACUAAAGAUCUCUCCCAAUUAGGUCAUCUAAUUUUAAAGAUUGCAGAGUUUCUGAGAGUGCUUGAUGUAAGAAGGGAGAGGAAAGACGGGGAUGAUUAUUUUGAAUGCAACAAUAUGACUUUAAUAAAUCUAGUGCUAAAACUACUUGGUCCAACACAUGAGAGAAGUCUCACAGUCAUCAUGCUCAUUAUUCAGGUCAUGGGAAGUGUUGUGGCAUUCGGGAUCCGUUAUCACCUGGUUCGUCUCUUUUACGAUGUUUAGGGGAAUAGAAAUGAAAGAAGACAACACAGACUGAAAAAUUUUUUUUUUUUUUGUUUGUUUUGUUUUUGUUUUGUUUGUUUUUUUAUGGGGGACUUUUAUUAUAAUACACAAAUCUACAAGCCAUUGUUACAUUUCUGCCUUGUCCUUGGUUGAAAGGUGUUGAGAUUGUGCCCUUUUAUUUUUGAGUGCACUGUAUUACAUUGCAUGCAAAAACUAAAUGGUUAUUAACCAAAAGGAUAUCUUUGCUUUACCUCUUAAUUGAGUUGUUAACGGUGUCUUCUUAUCAUAUUUAAGUCAUACUUUUCAACUUGGGUACAUGACAAAACAUCAUUGUGCAACUAAUCAAUAGUAAUCUGGUCAUAUCAAGCAAAAAUUGCAAUGCAAAACAAAACCAAAAUCUAAAACUUGAUUUUCGUUGGGAUAUGAAGGAGAUUAACAAGAUUACUCUACGGUUGCAUGACUCACAAAUUACCAAAAAAAGAAAGAAAAAAAACAAUAAAUGUGAAUGUAAAAAUAAUAGCAUAGCACUGAUUUGUUUACUAAUAUUUUGCAGUAAAAGGGUUUUGAGUUCUCAGUGUUUCAUGUUUGUAAUUAUUGUACAGUUUAUCAAAAUAAAAUGAUAGACAUUU